Molecule: messenger RNA, 3136 nt
Organism: Athene cunicularia (burrowing owl)
Lineage: Eukaryota; Metazoa; Chordata; Aves; Strigiformes; Strigidae
Gene: CHAC2
Product: ChaC cation transport regulator homolog 2
Exons: 3
Coding region: 121-675 (184 amino acids)
Biological process (GO): glutathione catabolic process
Cellular component (GO): cytoplasm
Molecular function (GO): glutathione specific gamma-glutamylcyclotransferase activity; gamma-glutamylcyclotransferase activity
Source: RefSeq, a predicted model, not a curated record
GGCCCGAGGCCGGUGGCCCCUCAGGGGCAGGGCCCGCUGCCCCCCGCGCCGGCUGCCGAGGGGGAAGCCGCUUCUCCCGCCCGCCGGCAGUGCGCAGGCCCGCCCGGCAGUCGGGCAGCCAUGUGGGUGUUCGGCUACGGCUCCCUCAUCUGGAAGGUGGAUUUCCCUUACGAGGAGAAGAUGGUGGGGCGCAUCCUGGGCUACAGCCGCCGCUUCUGGCAGGGCAGCACCGACCACCGCGGCGUGCCGGGCAAGCCUGGAAGAGUUGUGACUUUAGUUGAAGAUCCUGAGGGGUGUGUCUGGGGUGUUGCUUACAGAUUGCCAGCGGGACAAGAAUGUGAAGUAAAGGCAUAUCUGGACUUCAGAGAGAAAGGAGGCUACAGGACUCAAACUGUCAGUUUCUAUCCAAAAGACUCCUCAGUAAAACAGUUUGAUGUAUUGUUAUACAUUGGAACUUGUGACAACCCUAACUACCUUGGUCCAGCACCUCUAGAAGAAAUUGCUGAACAGAUUUUUAAUGCAGUUGGUCCAAGCGGAAGAAACACAGAAUACCUGUUUGAACUUGCUAAUUCUAUCAGAAAUCUUGUACCAGAAGAUGCAGAUGAGCAUCUCUUCUCCUUAGAGAAACUAGUAAAGGAACUCUUGGAAAAGCAUCAGGACUUAAAUUGUCUAUAAAAAUAACGUCUUUCUUUUAAUGAUCUUGCUUCAUCUUCAGAGGAAUGGUUUCAUUGCACAAUUGGUAUAUGACUUGGAGGCAUGUUUCUCUGUACUACACGAUCUUAUUUAUUUUAAUAUUGCAAUCAAAAUAAUAGUUGGUCAUUAAAAGAUAUCGUUACAAAAAUAAUUCUUUCAGCAGUCUAAAGAAAGGGGAGCAAGGGAAGUGUUUUAGGUUUGAAUUUGGUAUACUGGGUCUUUAUCCAAAGACUACACCUUUAAGAAAAUCUCACGAGAACCACUUAAGCUUCUCUUUGUUUGAACAUUUAUCCUUUAUAUAUUAAGUUUGUCCUUAAACACUGAGAGAAACCACUUCAUUGUCAAGGAAAGAACUCUUUCCCUUGGCUCAUUAUGUUGAGCCCCUGGAAACCAAAGCACAGGAUACUUUUGACACAAACAAGCCAUAAUGUAUCAGUGCCUCAUUUUAUUUUUAAGAUUAAUAUAAAGAAUAAAGCCAAAAUAUUAACAUUGACUGAGAUAUGACUUGAAGUCACAAUGCAGCAAGAAUGUUCAGAAACUCAUCUUUGUUACUUGCCUUUAGAUGUUGUUGUAACCCCAUCUCUUAAAAAAUUCACCCAUCUCUGAGGAUAGGUUUUAAGCCAGUAAUUUUCAACCACUGUUUCAGGGAUGCACAAGCAAGAGGUAAUUAAGAAAGAAACCCUCUUACCAGUAACAUUACAUGUGUUGUAUGGACAUCCAAAGAGGGUUGGAAAGCCACCAGUUUAGGCUAGUAGGCUUACUUUAUGCAAAACUUAAGCAAAUGGAGUUUCCGUCCCAACAAGGACUUGUCUUGCUUCUCAAAAAUUUAAGUUAUUUUUGUUAACUUUUUACAAAGUGUAUUUUUGUAUGUUAAUCUAGGAAAGGUCCUAUUUCAAACAAUACGUAACAUCACAUUUUCUCAUGCAGAGAAUGUAUAAGUGUUUAGUAGUAGCUUGGAAGCCUAUAUUUUAAGUAAUUCAAAACCCAUAUGUUUCUACUGUAGAGGUUGCCCCUUUCUUUUAUUUACAUUUUCUUGUUUUAUAUUUGUAAUGACUUGAAAAUAUCAAGUUUAUCAAAACAACAGGCUGCUAUUACUUUACUUGGCCAUGUACAAAAGCUAACAAGAACAUACAUGGAUGUUAAUAAGAAACAUUUGAGAAAGGCAUCUAGAUGAGUAUAAAAUAGGAUAUUAAAAUUUAAACCUAAAUUUGAGAUAAUUAGGUCAUUUACAAUACUUAACCAAGAACACUAUUUUUUACAUGCCAGAUUAUGAUUUCAGUGUGCCUCUGCCAUUUCUCAAGCAUUGAUGCACUGAGGGAAAGAAAGCGUAUUAUGGUUUUCAGAAGCUACUGUUUACUAUUAAUAGUCGAAUGUCACUAUUUUAAGAGUCGAUGAUGGGGUAUCACUUGAUGGACUAAACUGCAGAACCAAAUCCUCUGAUCAUAUUAGCAAAAUAAUCAUAUGCAUUGAAGCCUCAUUUUCCAUUAGUAGACAUGAGUUACUUGCAAAUGAUGGAAUAUCUUUCAAAGGUCUCAAUCCUCCACUGCACUGCGCUGGAUUUAAGACUGACACAACUGAGCAGAAAAGCAACACCAGCUAAUUCAGGUGUACAGCAGGAGAGGACUAUGAUCAGAACUUCCAUGUGUCCGUACACGAGUCAUUAAGAUGCCCAAAGCUGGAGCUGAGGGACUUUGCACACCAAAGAUGGACAGUUAUAACCAUCACCCAAAUCAACAUUAAUGAACGUGCUCUAUUACACAUGCAUUUAUUCACCUUGACUUAAAGAAUAAUUCUUAAGUGUUACUGGAUAAUUAACUGCUACAGAAAAAUGUUAUGUAGCAUUUACCAACCCAGCCAACAACAGCACUUUCUUUCUUGUGCUGCUUUCAGAUUUAAGCAAGCUGCAGUAAACUUAAAACAUGUACAAUGGCAUGUACACUCUAUGCAUUUUAAAAAAUUAUUUUCUCAAAGACCUUUGUUCCUUAAAACAGGGCAGAGGAUGCUUACACUCACUAAUGAUCCUGAAACAUCAGUGACGAUUCUGUCUUUCAAACUAAUUAUUUAAGCACUGUGUUAGGGCAUUGUGAUUAUGUAUGGUUAUACAUUUUGUAUCUUUAACUAUAUUCAGGACAUUGUUGGUUCAUUUAUUUUCCAGAUUCAUGAAAGCUGCAAUAAUAUCUGUAACGAUACAUUCCAAUUUGUGCAUACAACUUCAGUACAAUAAAAAUGCAUCAUAUUUACUAAUUGUUUUGGAGUAAGAAACUUCCAGAAAUGUUAUGUAUAUUUAAAGUGUAUCCAUAUUCGGAUGGACAAUGUGCAUCUUAAUUGUAUCUUGUUAUAAAAUGCUGUUAGAUCUAAUGAUGAAAAACAAUAUACAAGAGGUAGCUACUAUUAUGCAGUCUUAAACUGUGUCGACAUUAUGAAUUAAAGCACUGGAAAUAUA